GUAUUUAUAUCAGAAUCAGAAAUCAGAGCUGCAUUCAAAGAUUCACAGCUGAAGGAAAAUGGCUUUAAAGCAUGCAAAUCUGCUGCCCCCGAAAACAACUAUGAAUUCCUCAAAUAGUAGCCUUAAAAUUGACAUUUUGUCAGAGGCUGUGUAUUCAUUGCUCUUCUCUUCAGCAAGGAGCUUCCCUAGACACAGUUCUGUGAACUGGAGUCUGCUUUCAGCAGCUUCCAGAGGCUGGAAGAGCAAAGGACUCUUGUCUAGAGCAACAGCAUGCCUACCAAAACCCUUACCUCGCUAGCUAGCCUCCAGAGCUGUGGAAGAGUAAACUGCUUUUGUGUUAGAUGACGCAGAAUGUAGCACUUUUGAUAAAGUAGCCCUAGAAAAGUAAAAAACAUUUUAAAAGUAAUAAUUGCAAUUUAAAUACAAUUUAACAGCUUACUGGCAGCAGAGAUACCAUACAUAAUAAAAUAGGUAGUUUUCCCGGGGCAAGAUUCAAAGGUUCUUUCAUCAUACCUAGCAUGUACUGACCCCUGCAAUUUCUACAAAUUUGGGAAAUAGGAUUGCAUAAUUUAUGGUAGCAGGAGCCUAUGUUCAUAUGAGCCCUCCCCUAAAAAUAAAAAUAAAAAAAAUUAAAAAAAAAAGAUGCUGGCCAAUGUGUACCACUACGAAAACAAAUUGUUUUAUUUAUUUAUAAAAAUCAUUUUCCAAGAGUGAGUCAUGCUUCAGUUGUAUGAUUGGUCAAUAAAAUUUUCCAAAUACUUUUCCUGUGUUGAUAAACAAUGUCCCUGAAGAAAGUUGAGUUCUUAAAACUUGAAAACCUUAUUUUCCUUGGCAAGAUUUUAUGUGUGUGCCUAUUGAUAGACGUUUACCUUAAUGGGUUAUAAACCUUUACUUUCCAAAUCUAGAAGACAUUCUGAUUAUUAAGGACCUGUAGUGGAGUGGGAAGGAUAUGACAGUCUGGUAACUUUAACACUAUAUAUAUAUAUUUUUUUUUCUUGAUCUAUGGGAAUUUUCAUACUCUGUUUUGUGGCGUUAACCAAAUCUUCACAUUUAGUGAAGAUCACCUAUGAAAUUCAUCACUGUUUAUUGAACAAGCAUUUUCACAUCUUGUGUGUUAAAGUUAGUAUCAUGUGUGGAAGGCCCUGGGAAAUGUCUAGUUUUAAUUUUUUCACUUGAGUAAUUUGUUGGCAAGAACUAAGCCUAGAAGGGAGACUGAUCCAGGGGAGGCUUUGAAUGUAGGAAACUGGAUUGCAGUGUAGCCAUGGCAGACAGGUAAAAUGAAGUGAAUGCCAGGAAAAGAACACGGAAUAACUUUACAGACGGCCGAAGCAGCACCUAAUCGUGUUUCUUUCUCUCAUGUUAGCGGCUGGAAAGGUUUAGUGUCAGAUGUGAGCUCCCAGCCUGUCAUUUCUCACUGUGGAGGGUUUCAGUCUGUAACGUCAUGUGCUACACUGAUCUAGUUGAUACUGAAACAUUGCUCCUAGUGACACUGAGUUAGGUUCCUACAAAACUGUUUUCACUCACAGUACAUAACCUCACUUUGUAUUUUCUUUUCGUUUAAAGACGUUGUUUAAUUCGAUAUGUAUUGCUGAUUGGCUCUCAUCGAACUGGUCAGUAACACUAAAACUCAUGCUGGAACAAUGCUUACUAAUGUGUUUUUCCUGCAAGACAGCAAAGCCUCCUUGCACUUGGGAAUAUCUAGGCAGCGGUUAUGCACUAUGCCUAGGAGCCAUUUUUAAAUUUUUUUAAUUGUUCGACAGUUUUGCAUAUUUAUGGCAUGAGCUUUAUUUCCUUUCACCCCUGCUGCCUGCCAUUCCUCCCUCUCUUAUCCCCCUUCCUAACGAACCCUUCCCACCAAGUCUUCCCUUUGUGCAAGGCCACUGCAUUUGAUUCGAGUUCCUAUCCCUUGAACAUGGGUGGGAGGUUACUCAGUGGAACAAGGGCCACUCAUCAAUGGCUUCAGCACUGAAGAAAAUGGCAUACCCUUCCUUAAGACAUGUUAAUUGCCAACAGUCAGCCCCAGAGACAGGAGCCUCUCACUCCCCAUCCAUGAUGACAUGUUAACAGGUCUAAUCUUAUAGAGAAAACCGCAACCACAGGGAGUCCACGAGUGGAACAGCCAUGUCAUGUUAAGGAAACAUCUUUUGCUGCACAUUCCGACCCUCUGGCUCUUUCUCCCUACCUCUCUUCUAUACUCCCGGAGCCUUAGAGAGAGAGAUAAAGCUGUCCCUUUUAGGGCCAAGCACUGGGCCAUUGCUUACCCACACAUUUUAAACAGGAAAUUACUAACAAAAGAUAUUUUUUUAUUUAAGUAAAUAAAAGGAGCAAUAAAUAGUGACUUUUGUUUACAUCAUAAGAAGUGAAAUAGGACAAUAAAGUUCUCCAAUAAACUUCACUGAAAAUGUGUGUCAGGAGACUUUUUUUUUAUUGUUCUUUGAACAUCUACAGAUAACUGCCACAACAUUACCAGGAUUGAUUUGGCAGUUACAAAUAAAUCUUACUUAGAAGGCAGCUGGUUAUCACAUGUGGAAUCUAGAAAUAAGAUUCUAUCUGCUGGACUAUAGUCUAUGUUUAUAAACUAAGCUUUCUCUUGGCUCUAUUCCUUUUGUAUCUUAUUUUCCAUUUGCCUGAAUUUUAAUUUCAAUUUAAUUGUUAUAUCUAUCUAUAUAGAUAUGUAUAGAUAUAUAUUUACCUGUGUUCAAAAUAUUAUUUCUCGGCAUUUAGGGGACGAUACAGCUAGCAGGUGGUUUCAUUUUAUCCUUCAUUUAAGAGACAGGAAGGAGUUCAGGACAAACCAAAGUUGACAUUUGUUGACAAGCAUUACAGUCCUCCAACAGCAGAGAGGCCUCCAGAGCCAGGGAGACCAUUGUCUCUAAAGGAGUUGGGGUUUUUAUUUGGCUUCAUGGGUCAAACCUAGUUAUUUCUCUUUCCUCCCUGUAUUCAUUGGUCCACAGGUGUCUGUAUUUCUCUUUUAUCACACACAACUUACACGGCAGGUGAUCGUAAGGGAAAUAACAAACCGGGAAGGCCCUCCCUUCUUGCUGCCAACAAGCUAUAUGAGACUAACUGGAACAGAACACACUUAAAUGUAGAAGUCCAGCUCUUACCAGUUCCCUGCUGGGGAUGAUCAGAAUAUAGUGGCUAUGUAGCCCCCUCUGAAAAGGAUUAGGUCUAGUGAUCUCUGUUUCCACAUAUUCACUGGUUUACCUACCCUGCAGCCUCCCUACCUUUCAUUUCCAUCCUCUUCAAAGGAAGCGUCGGCAUUAUACCAAAAGAAAUCAGCAUAUUCCAAGUAGCAUCCCGUGUUAAUAGGCAGAAAUUAAAUAUCUAUCUUCAAGUUUCUAGUUAGGUGCGGAAGUGCAAAACUUUGGAGACGAUGUUGGUGCUAAACUGCUCCACCAAAUUACUUACACUGGAGAAAAUGCUGAAGAGUCACUUUCCUGAAUCACUCAAGGUUUAUGGAGCGGUGAUGAACAUAAAUCGUGGAAAUCCCUUUCAAAAGGAAGUAGUAUUGGACUCAUGGCCAGACUUCAAAGCUGUCAUCACCCGGCGACAGAGAGAGGCUGAGACAGAUAACCUUGACCAUUACACUAAUGCAUACGCUGUGUUCUACAAGGAUGUCAGUGCUUACCAGCAGCUAUUGGAAGAUCGUGAUGUUAUUAACUGGGACCAAGUUUUUCAAAUACAAGGGCUGCAAAGUGAAUUAUAUGCUGUUUCCAAAGCCGUUGCCAAUGCAAAGCUGUUGGAUUUGGAUAUAAAGCUGACUUCCUUCAAGGCUGUCCAUUUUUCUCCUGUUUCAUCUGUGCCAGACCACGGUUUCCUAGCUGGGCCUUCCCCGAGACUGACCUACCUAAGUGUCUCAGAUGCUGAUCUCCUCAACCGGACUUGGUCACGUGGCGGCAACCAGCAGUGCCUCCGAUACUUAGCCAAACUCAUCGCCUGCUUUCCCAGCGUGUGUGUGCGUGAUGAGAAGGGAAACCCAGUGUCCUGGGGUAUCACAGACCAGUUUGCCACCAUGUGUCAUGGCUACACCCUACCUGACCAUCGCAGGAAAGGUUACAGCCGACUGGUGACCCUCACACUGGCCAGGAAGUUGCAAAGCCGUGGAUUCCCCUCCCAGGGAAACGUCCUGGACGACAACGUGGCCUCUAUAAACCUCCUAAAGAGUGUCCAUGCUGAGUUCUUGCCUUGUCGUUUCCACAGGCUUAUUCUCACCCCUGCGUCUUUCUCUAGACAAGCUCACCUUUAGCUCAGAGAAACUCCAAGAAUAUUCCACUUUCUCUGAGCAUAUACCCCCUUUAAAUGAAGUGUGAAUUAAACCAAGAGAAGCAUGUCAUUGAAAGGGGCCUGAAAAAAGUAUGCAAGAUCACCCCGAGAAACUGUUUCUGUCUUAGAUUUCCACCAUCAAGAACUCUGGGGGCUGGGGUCCCAGUAGGUGUGUCUCAGAAUAGAGGGUGUGUGUUAGGACCCACCGCAGGGAAGAAUUCUUUAAAGCCAGCCAUUCCUGGCCUAUGUUAGAAACGCCUGCAUGAGAAAGAGUGAUUUAAUGUGGGGCCAUUGGCCUCCUGCUCCACAGUCUCCAACCACGCCAGCCCCUCCUGCUGUAAAAUCCUCUUGGUCCCAGCUGGAUAUCUGAGCAACCUGUCUAAGCUCUUGGUAGGGGACCUGCCAUUUUCCCCUUCAGUGACUGACUGCUGGUGCAGAGAGUUAAGCUAUAGUUCUUCCCUGGGAGUGUUUGUGGGUAGUGGUUCUCACAGGUUCCUGUUUAUCAGAAUCACCAGGAGGAGAGGUUGCAGCACAGAGGUUGACCCCUCCCCUGUAGCUCCUGAUGCAGGGAGCACCUGGGCAGGGCCUGAGAAUUUGCUUUUCCCAGUGUUCCUUCUCAUUUGCCUUGGAUAGGUGAACAACUGUGAUCAGUAGACCAGACCUUAUCCAUGAUUGUUCCAGACCUUACCCAUGAACUGUACCUUAUCCAUGAACUGUUCCAGACCUGACCCAUGACUGUUGCAGACCUUACCCAUGACUGUUCCAGACACCUGGAUUAUAAUCUCCUUUUUCAUGAAAAUCUGAAAUUCACAUAUAGGUGUGUAUGAGGUUAUAAAAAUGGCAUAUAAGAUGUUACAUAGAUAUUUUCUGUAGGCAUUUUUAUAAUCCUAGAAGUUUGACAUUACAAUCAAUUUUAAUCCUCUUAUUAUAUUGAAGAAAUUUGAUAUCUAGAAACAAUAAAUGCUUCAAGAUUACAUUUAAUAUGGUCAGUACUGAAAAGCCAGAACUUUUUAAUUUUUAUUUUAGUUCUCAAAUAAUUAAAUUAAUGCUUUGUUAUUUUAUUGUUGUGAUUCUUUCUUAUGUUAUUUGGUCUCUGUGUGUAAAUCGGAGGACAAUGGGUAAGAGUUAAUUUCCUGUUCCCAUUAUGUGGGUUUCAGAGCUCACACUCAGGCUGUCAGACUCAGUGGCCAGCACCUUUACCUGAUAAGACAUCUCAGCUGCCCAUUCUCGUAAAUUUAAUUUCCACUAGUCUAGGCAUAUGUAUUUUUCAAGGUCUGUAAAGGAAAAGAUGAGCAUCAUGAGGAGAGCGGACAUAAAUGCAAUGGCUGAACUUAUGUAGAUUCAAUAAGGUUGACUUCACCAUAUAGAAACCACUGCCUCCCUAUCCCAUGGAACUUAAAAAUCCUAACAAUAAAAAUAAGGCAAAAUCCAAAGUAUUGGUGUUUAUUCUGAUAAAAGAAGACAAAUGGUUGAUGUACAGGAUAUGGUAAUAAUCAGACAUCUUGAGCAUGGAUUUAUUCUUAGGUGAUUCUUACCCAAUGGUUACCUAGAAACUCAUCCUUGGUACUAGAGGGAGAGAAGAGUCCAUAAAACUCUUGGGAGAACAUGAUCUAAUUUCUGCCCUUGGGAUGCUCAUUAACUUUAGCCCUGACUCAACAUGAGUAGCACCUGCCUCAGUCUUGGUGCUAUUUAUUAUUGCUUUGUUUCUUCCUAGUGAUAAUUGAUCUACCACUUAUUGAUAAGUACACCAAACACUGUAUGUACAUAAUGUAACCUUCGGGAUAGAACUGUUCUCUUACUGAAUUAGUGAGGUAAUGACUCACCAAAAAUUAUUCAAUGUGUAAGUGGCAAAAUCAUGACAUAAUCUGAAUCUGUUGCAUUGCAAAUUGUACACUUACACGGUGUUAUUAUUAGUUGUUAUUGUUCAGUUGGAACCUCCAGCUCACUCCUGCACAGUCGAGAAGCCCCAUCUUUCUCUCUCCAAACCCUGCCCUUUCAGAGAAUCGCCAACAAAGAAAAGGCUUCAAAAAGCCCAGUUCUAAAUUCUUGCAACAGCUUCUCCCCUGAAGUUGCCAGCAGCCCAAGCCCUCACCUAAAGUGUUCAGGUUUUGACCAUACUUGGGUACAAGCCCUGCUUGUGGUGGACACCCUUCACCUACAGGCUACUUAACCUCCCUGCUUUAGUUAGGGUGAGUGACUUCUCCUGCCUCUAUCUCUGGGAUUGGAGAACUCACCUGGGAGCUGCUUUGCUCAAAUAAACUUGUUCUUUUACUUUUUCAGUUUGGCUUGAUCUGGCUUACUGUGUCAGUGGAGAAGCAUAUUAUAGCAAUACAGAAAACCUGUUAGUUAUGUUCUUAAUUUUUCUUAUUUUUCAUAUUAAAAUAUAAUCCCAUCAUUUUCCCCUUCUCAUUUCUCCACAAAACCUUCUAGUUUACCCCAAACUCUCUUUCAAAAUCAUGACUUCUAUUGCUUUAACUGUAGUUAUACACACACUUUCCUAAAUAUAAAAAUGCAAUCUGCUCAGUCCAUAUAAUAUUAUUUGAUGUAUAUGAUUACAAACCUGAUGACUUAGUAUUGGUUAAUCAAUUGGGGGCUGCUCUUCCCUGAAGAAGACUAUUUCCCCCACUCUCAGCAUUCCAUACAUGCCUAUAGUUCUUUGUCUAAGGGUGGGGCCCCAUGCGAUUCCCCCACCCCCAGUCUAUUGGUGCUGUCCUUGUUCAGGUCUUGGUUAGGCAUCCAUGUUGGUGAGACAUCGUGGAUGUGGCUUCUCUGACAUUUCUAGGAGACACCAUCUCAUUCCUGCUCUUCUGGUUCUUAAAAUCCUUUUGCCCUCCUCUUCAGCAAUGUUCUCUGAGCCUUAAGUGAGGGGGCUGUGUUGUAGUUGUUAUAGUUUUAGAAGGAUGAGAACACCACUGGUAGCAAAAUGAAGAUGACCAUAGGCCAAUGUGAACAGCGAGGUUGUAGAAGAAAGGAUACUAACGUCUCUCUCCUGCUGCCUUCCAAGGUUUGGACUCUAUUUGCAUGCACCCUGCUUUUCCCUCAGACCUGAGAAAAAUUGUUUCAACAAGUGAUGGUUCUCCCCUUUGCUGUGAACACAAACUGAGAUGAUCCCUCACAGUUCCUUCUGGAACAAAGUUUCCUCUUCUAGUUGUUUUGAUUUGCAUCAUGUCAUUGAAACCCUCUAGAAAGGAUUCCAUUAUCUCCCUGUUUCCAAAAAUGUUUACCUCUAACAAUGGACCCCCAUUUUUUUGGGCAUUUUUCAGCUUCAUUGUCUGUAUAUAUAGGAAAUAAUUUUU
This is a messenger RNA of Peromyscus maniculatus bairdii (prairie deer mouse), 7562 nucleotides long. NCBI's taxonomy places the organism in Eukaryota, Metazoa, Chordata, Mammalia, Rodentia, Cricetidae. The record is from RefSeq and is a predicted model, not a curated record.